AUGCCCGUCACGGAGCUCGCCCUUCUACGCAUCAAACAUGCACCUCGAUUCACCGAAGCGAUGGACGCCCUCCACCGCGCAGUAAACCAACAGUUCCUAUGGUCCCAAUUCCCGGUGCGCAUCUUCCGCCAAGUCGAGGAUACGAGCCUCGUGUACCUCCUCGGUGGGUGGCAAUCUAUUGUCGCCCAUCUUGAGGAUUGGAUCCCUUCCGAUCCUAAUCAGAAAGCAUUGUCCACUCUUGCGGAGCAUUUCAGCAUUGAGUGGAUGUUUCAUGUCGAUAUUGAGGCACCGAUGCUCAGUAUCAACCGGUAUUUUGUUAAACAGGGUCGAGGGAAGGAUUUUCAAGAUCUUUUCGCAACACGAACUCGUCGGCUUGAGAAUUAUAUUGGUGAACACUUGAACAACUUUACUGGAGGCUGGCGUCUUGAUCCAGAGGGCAGCGAGGGGGAAUUUGUCUUUUUCAGUGCGUGGGACGAUGCGAAAAAGCUCGAUGAAGCAUUGGAUGAGGAUCGGGGAUAUUAUGAAUUUACUAGCGCCAAGACGAUCGUUAUAGGAGUCGAGAUGAAGAAUGCCGUCUUUGAAUUUGAGACCUUCAAGUGA
Molecule: messenger RNA, 600 nt
Organism: Penicillium oxalicum
Lineage: Eukaryota; Fungi; Ascomycota; Eurotiomycetes; Eurotiales; Aspergillaceae
Exons: 2
Coding region: 1-600 (199 amino acids)
Source: RefSeq, a predicted model, not a curated record